This is a messenger RNA of Paramisgurnus dabryanus, 6589 nucleotides long. It is a transcript of the gene vsx2, whose product is annotated as visual system homeobox 2. Gene Ontology annotation, biological process: regulation of transcription by RNA polymerase II. NCBI's taxonomy places the organism in Eukaryota, Metazoa, Chordata, Actinopteri, Cypriniformes, Cobitidae. Gene Ontology annotation, cellular component: nucleus. The record is from RefSeq and is a predicted model, not a curated record. Gene Ontology annotation, molecular function: DNA-binding transcription factor activity, RNA polymerase II-specific; sequence-specific double-stranded DNA binding.
AUAAUAAUGAAACCCCACUUGUAAACUCAAUGUCACGGGGCGAAAGCAAAUCGAACAAAAAUGUACAAAUGUGAUCGUACGAAUAAAGCGUAAUUUAUAGUUUUGCGUAGAACCUACGAUAUAGCCUGCGCGUCAGUUUUUGUUUAUACUUCUGCGUCGUUGUUUACGUUGACACGCAAUAAUGCAGAUCGCAGAUAUGUCCACAUGUAUGUUACAGUAUUGAGGCGCAAUGAUAUUACGAAGUGCCUGUAAAAUAGUCCCCUACUAUUGAAUGUUACCACGGGGGCUAUUUUCAGGUGCUCCAUGCGUAAUAUCAUUGCGCCUGCUGCAGCCAUGGUACGGCAGCAAAGUCCUUGAUUAUUACACCAGAAUGAGAGUAUAGUUCCUAAACAUAUCGCCCUAGAAAAUCGCAACUUUUUAUUUUCCGUCGGUCUAAGUACAAAAUGCAACUACAGAAGAGUCAAGUUUUAAAUUAGAUAAAUAUCGCAACUCUUUGGUUAUUUUUGAGCGUGAUGCUAAUGGUCUAAUCAAAUUCAAUGGAUUUUGCUAAGCUAUGCUAAAAGUUGUACCACCAGACCUGGAUUCACUGUAAAAAUUAACUUUAGGGGAGCUGGAAAAUUAGCAUUUUUUUUAAAAGAGUGGAGUGUCCCCUUAAUUUCUCCCGCACCUCGUCUUUCAUCUUUACUUUUAUUUCUCUGUUUGUUUUGUUGUUGUGGCUGGAAGGGCAAGCUGCUUGUCUCUUUUUGUCACGUGCAGUGGCGUGUUUACCAUUUUGGGGGCCCUAAGCAAAGUCCAAGGACCCGGGGCCCCCCAUGCCCCAACAUUAAGAAAAAAAUUCUUGGUUUAAAAAUACAAAUAGUGCCCAUUGUCUUAUUCAAAAGAAUAAAGAAUCAUUAUCUGUCAAAAACAUAAAGGUCUUGGUUUUACCGCAGUGGUUUCCAAACUUUUUCCAAAAGGCCUCCCUUUUGUACAGAAAAAUAUUUUUAAGCCUAUCUCAGAUAUAUCCUUUGCUGGCAAAUUCCUUAUAGGAUGUAUUUAAAAUGAUGUAAUUAAUACAGUACUGCAACUUCAGUGUGUGAUCUUAAAAAAAAAAUAAGAAAAAAGCGGAAUGCUUACCACGCAGACUUUUUAUAACUCUGCAAUCAUUAAAUAAAAAAAAUCAUUAAAUAAGUUAACCGCUUGUGGACAGUAGGGGGCCCCCCAAGCCCGUGGGGCCCCAAGCAAUUGCGUGGUUUGCGUGGUGGGUAAACACGCCACUGGUCACGUGAGGCCAAAGGUUUGGGGACAUUACGCAAGUUACGUUGUUAUGUCGCCCUACAUAUUUUAACCUUAUCAAAGAACCUUAUCAAAUAUGAAAAUAUAUAUUCCCAAUUAUUUAAUAUAGGCUGUAGGGAAUUCCCCGCAACAUACUGUACAUGGGUUUUAUCGGAGUUGAUGGUGUAGUGGGCAGCGCUUCGACAUGUGGUGCUUUCGCAUUUUCGGCAACCCAGGUUCAGUUCCCGGUUCGUGGUAAUUUUCCGUUUCCAUACCCCUCUCUCCUUCCUGUACUUUCCUGUCCACUUCUCUGUCACUGUUUAAAUAAAGGUAAAAUGGACAAAAAAUAUAACUUAAAAAAAAACAUUCAUGGGUUUCUCUUUUGUUUUUAAUGACCCGCCCCGCAAAUAAAGUGACAAUUUCUUUACCCUACCCGACCCGCGGGUUAUGAGACAACCCACGUAUCACAAACGCACAGCUUACGGCCUAGCUACGGUGGAUGUCCUACGCAGAAGUAUAAAUUGCCCUUUAAUACAAUUUAGCCACCUCAUGAAUUUGUAUGAAUUACCAUGUGGGGUUCUUUUAUACUAUUUUAACACUUUUGGUUUGUGCGUAGUACACAGUGGCAGGUUUCACUUUAAAAUGAAUACGUACAGUUCUCUUUGUCAGCCCUGAUGAGAAAAAGAGAGAUUUUUUUGCAACAGCUGUUUGCCUUUUAAUCUGCUAGCAUCAGAUCUCGCAGUCUUUGAUAGGCCCCCGAUCUACACGAAUGACUGAACUAAAUCUUUCCUUAAUCUAGAGCCUUAUUAGUUUGUCCUCUUAUGCAUGUAAAUCAGGAUGCAGUCAUUUUCAUAUGGAGAUGGAUUAUUAAAAGCCGUAGAGGGAGAGUGGGUUUUUUUCCACUCACAAUAAACAACAAAGCCCAGCACAGAUUACAGCAGAAGUGGAGGCUGAGAGAGGGCAGGAAGCAGUUUGUAAUUGACAGACUGCUUUGACAGAGGGAGCGUCUUGUGAAUAGAUGGGUUUAUCUAGACUGGGUGAUGUGUCAUUUGCAUAUCUUGAUAACAUUGAUUUCUUCAUUACCCUUAAUGAAAUUUCCACUUAAUGGCUUCUAAUUAGUUUCAACUGGUGCCCAUAUAAUUGCAGCUGUAAUAUUUUGGUCUCUCUUAAUCAGUGGCGCAGAGUUUAAUGCAAUGUGUGACUAUACGGAAACUUGGGUGAAGUUUUAUUGUCUUGUACUUUUUAUGUUGAAUCUAUUUGUGCUGAUCUGCACUCUGAAAAGUUGGAUUGUUUAAACCAAGGGCUUGGUUUAAAUGUGGAAGCGGUUGGGUUUGCCCACAUUUUACCCAACCAUGGAUUGAAUCAAGGCUUUUUUUGUAUAUGUGAUUAAACCUUAGUUUUGAAUGGCUGCCGGUUAUAAUGAUCAUCUCAUGUAAUUGUCAUGGAGCCACGCCAACAGAGAAUUAGCACAGGGUGGUAAUUGAAUAAUGUCCCAUAAGGCCAGAAAUCACAUGGCUUUUUGUUUAUUUUAAGCUGAUUUCAAGCAGGAUUACAGUACACCUUUAUUAGUAAAAUUGGUUAUUAUUAUCAGGCCACUUCAGCAGUACACUGCCCCCAAUCUUUGAUUUUGGCCUCAAACUUCGCCCAAUGGCUAUUAAUUGGCCAGAAAAGUAACACAUCAGCCGCGCUCUCGUGGGAGAUAGAUCGAAUUCGCCUGCGCGUGCGUCGUCUUCUGCAGGCGUAGCCACGCGUCCGCCGUUCUGCUUGUGUCACAUGAAUCACGACGUUUAUUUAUGCAUCAACACAUGGCACUUUGAUAAGAUUGGUGUUAUCUCUGUCACCAUCAACGGCUCACUGCUCAUUUCCAUAAAUUAUCUCCCGGUAAUUCUCAGUCCAGAUGUCCAAAUUGUGCCACAAAUUAUCUGCAAACGAAUCAAAUCCCAAUGUAAUUUAGUAAUAGCUGAUUAGACCUCUAUGUAUUAAAAAAACUGGAUGUAAUUAGAAGAAGCCAUAUUUCGCAGUCUGUUCAAAUGCGUAGCACAGCUAUAUAUGCAACAGUUUAAAUCUCUGUUCAGAACGUGCAUCUGUUUUCGAUUUUGUAGGACAGCUAGGAAAAUGGUAAAAGUGUAGAAAAAUACUUAUUUUUAAUUACCUGGAAUAUAUCUAAUUAUUAUUAUUAUUAUUUAUAAUUAGUUAUUUCAAUAUAUUAUUUGCAAUAAAUCAUUGGGCACCAAUUUAUAAUAGGCUACUAGUCCUCAGCUUCCUGCUCACCAAUGUUACUUCACUAUCAGUUCAAUAUUCUAAUUCUCUAAAUCCGAUAUUGUAAAAGUAUUUAUAUAAAUGUAUUUUCAUUUUAUACUUAGUUUUUUUAUUGUUAUAUUUAUAUACAUCUACAUUUAUUUAUUUAUUUAAGCAAUUUAGUGGCAAAUUGUUUGAUCACGAGAACUGUACAUUUCUUUGCCAUUGAUAUGUGAUCAUGACCACUGUUUAUAGGUUUACGUGCAUACACCAUUAUUCAGUUCGUUCAGAGUUCAGUUCGUGAAAACUGAUUUUUAAAGCCUAAAAAAGACCCACCCCUCUCAAGAAAAACGAAAUCCGGAGCGACUUCAGUUUUAAACCCUCAUAGGGUUUCUGUGGCGGCCAAAAUAUUUAAGUUACAAACGUGCAUGCUUUAAACUCAGUUAACCAAUCUGUUUUAAUUUGACAUUGUUGAUCACAUGUCUUUUUAAGUUAUUAAUAUUAAAAUUAUUAUACAAAUCGCCUGUUUUAUAUAAUGGUAAAUAUGGAUUAUUAAAAACAAAUCGUGCAGCUUUGUUAACUGACAGUAUGACAAAGCAACCUAUUGUUAAUAUUUUCUAUUUUGUUGGGUAUCAUAAUUCUUUCAAUGCCUAUACGAAAGCCUAUAUAGUGCAUUACAUAUUUUGUCAUUGCUGACGACAUCAGGCUUUCAUAUGUCCUAUAGGGUUUCGAAAAAUCUGAGCCACAUCAUAACCUAAGUGCCCAGGUGCCAUUUUUUUCUAUAAUUUCUAUUUGAAGGUCCUUCAAUUGUCCAAUACAUUUUUUUAAAUGUUUUGAUUUCUAAUAAACCCACUAGAAAUAUAUGUGAAAAUGUUUCAGCCUAAAAACACAAAAGGGACAAUUUCAUUGCAUUUACCAUAUUUCAAUUUACCGCUUUCAAAAUUACUGUUAUUGUAGAAAUACAAUUAAAAAAUCGAAUGUAAUUUUGAAUAAGUGCGAAAAUAAUUCAAUUUCUAUUUUCAUUGAAUGUAUGCGCUAAUUUGGGUGAAAUGACUGAUUAACACACCUUAGGGAUCAUUUCAAAUAGAAUCUGAUGUGAAUUCAAUGAUAUAAUGCGUAAUAAACCGGUGGAGCAGCAUCCUUUAUCCUCUGGAAUUCUAAAUCGCGUGCUCUCAGCUGAUUGGCUGGUGAGUUUUGACCCAUGUUGGGAUGGACCUGUUGGAUAAAAGGAGAAUUUCUAGAGGGAUCAUGCGUAUUGCGCCGUGGAUGCCUGUGCACUAGGGACCGACUUGUAUCUGAAGAAGGGAAUAGUCUCAAAGGCACCAUGACGGGAAAGGAUGGGUCUGUGUUGUCGGAAAGUUUGAACAAAUCAAAAUCACCGUGCGCCGUUGAGAACGGUGGAACUAACAAUCAACAUCUAUCAAAGAGUGCCACUCACACGCCCAAAUGCACGGGUUUCGGCAUUCAGGAGAUUUUGGGACUAAAUAAAGAGCCGUCUUCGGCUCCACGGAACACACUGGACUCUUUUCCAGCUGGAACUCACCUGUUAGCCACGAGGUCGAUGCUCGGUCCAGCUGGUCUUGGGGUCGGGAUGGGAUUAAUUGGCCCUGGAGGUAUUCCGUCGUUCUACAGCCAGCCUGCGUUUCUGGAGGUGCUGUCAGACUCGCAAAACGUCCACCUUCAGCCUCUCAACAGGACAGUGGGUCCGCUGGAAGCUAACCAAUCUGCUAGCUCUGAUUCAGAAGACGUCUCUUCAAGUGAACGGAAAGUGUCAAAGUCUUCUCUGAGCCAGAGCAAGAAGCGAAAAAAGAGACGACACAGAACGAUAUUUACAUCUUACCAGCUGGAGGAACUAGAGAAGGCUUUUAACGACGCUCAUUACCCAGAUGUAUACGCCAGAGAAAUGCUGGCCAUGAAAACCGAGCUGCCCGAGGACAGAAUACAGGUCUGGUUCCAAAAUCGGCGAGCCAAGUGGAGAAAACGUGAAAAGUGUUGGGGUCGCAGUAGUGUGAUGGCCGAGUAUGGACUGUACGGUGCUAUGGUGCGUCACUCAAUCCCUCUGCCUGAGUCCAUACUGAAGUCUGCUAAAGAUGGCGUCAUGGAUUCCUGUGCUCCCUGGCUUCUAGUUCAAGAUGGUUUUCCUACCACCAGCUGCUUUUCUAAAUACGAAUGCCCACCAUUCUUUGCAGGGAUGCACAAGAAGUCCUUGGAGACCGCUGCAGUUCCAUCAAAUGAGAAGUCAGAUGUCACUCAGAAAGCGACCAAUGCCAUGACGGAUGAUGGCGAGGCUGAGGAAAGGAGGACGGAGUCACCUAUGUCCAAAGAGGAACUGAGGGAGAACAGCAUUGCUGUUCUCAGGGCAAAAGCACAGGAACACAGUGCCAAAGUGCUGGGAACGGUUUCAUCAGAGAGACUGGAGCACAAGAUGGAGAUAUCGGCGACAGAGAAGUCCAACGAACAGUUAGAUGCGAAAGAAGAAGAUAAAAAUUCGUAGGUUAUCCAGAGUAAUUCUUCAUUCAUACCUCUGUAUUGCCAUAUUACAUAGUCUUGGAGUCAAUAUACCUGGAUUCAUAUAUUUUUUUUCCUAACAGUUCUUCUACGUUUGGUUUUACUUAAGCAAGGUCAAAAUUAUUAAAACAUGGUGUUUUUCAAAAUUAUAAUAACAUCACAUUUCUCUUAAAGAUACAGAACAUUCCAGCCAUACAAGCAUUUCAUAAUGAUGGAGCAUGCUUGUGCCCUUAUGUCAUGAUGGAAGGUUGCAAUGUCCAGGGCAAAUGUUUGCGUGUUUAUGUUAACUCUAUACUGAUCCAAUUUCAGUAUUAAUUUUCAGUAAUUAUUAGAAAAGAAUUGUUCGAGAACUCCCAAUGAGCUUUUAAUAACAGAAUUCAGAAUUCAUUGUUGAUUUUGUACAGUGUCCUAAAACUCAAGUGUUUUAAAGUUGUAAUAGAGUGUUUUGCUGUAUAUAUUGUAAAUGAAGAUAGCUCGCUACAGUAUUGUUUGAACUAUACAUGAAUGUACUGUAGUCUUAUUAUGUGCUUUUUUUCGUAAUAUGUAAAAUGCCAUACAAAUUAUUAAAAAAGUAUGAGAAAUGCUGUGA